GUUUAGUAGGGGUUUAGUUUGGCAAACAGCAGUCGUGUAAAAUGUGUGUAAAAUGUGUUUAAUAUACGUAGAAAAAUGCGCGCUUUGCAGCAUUUUGAAUGUUGGAUUUCGCCGCAACGGAAAGCAUUUUCGCCGCAGCGAAGAACUGUCAAACAUUACGUAAACACGUUGAGCAAAAAACUGUUUUGAAUAUCGGGCUAGUAAAAAGGCCCCAACUUUUAGCGCAACUAUAGGUAUAGUUAGGGUAAAUGAGUAGGAAAUGUGCUGGUUGUGCAGGCCCCGUAUAUAGUAGAAUGGCGGCAAAUCGACAUCCGCUCAACUGCUGGCUUACUCGUGCGGUUCUAACCGGUGCCACCGAGAGGCGAUGGAUCAGCUGUGCGGUGGCGCUGAUGCGCAACCACUACGAUUCCCUCGGAGUAACGCCGAACGCUACUCAGAACGACAUCAAGCAGGCGUACUACAAACAGUCGAAGCUGUAUCAUCCGGACAAGAACAAGGGCAGCGACAUCGCGGCCGAAAAGUUCCGGCAAAUUACGGCCGCCUACGAGGUGCUGGGCAACUACCGUCUGCGGAAGCUGUACGACAAGGGUAUUUUGCAUACGGCCGGUCGGCAGUACAGCGAUCCAGAGCAGGCUUCUGCAGAAACUGUGGAGGACGAUGCCCAGACACGGUUCUACAAGAAACGGAUGACCCGGUCGCAGGCACCGACGGCUACGGGGCGCACACCGAUCUAUGACUUCGAUGAGUGGUCCCGGGUUCAUUACGGGUCACGGUUCGAGCAGAAGAUGAAAGCCGAAGAGCGGUUCCGCAAGAAGGCGGAACGGGAGGAGAUCUUCAAGGCGCGACUGCAACACGAGUAUAUAAUAUUCCCCCUCCUGUUGUUCUGCCUGUUCUACUGCGCGAUAGUAUUUCAGGAAGGUACCUACGACACGCCGAAACCUGUGACGAAGAAAGAAUCAGAAAGUGAGGAAUAGUGUGAUGGUGGAUUGAUCCGACGGU
Messenger RNA from Anopheles aquasalis, 999 nucleotides. Its product is annotated as dnaJ homolog subfamily C member 30, mitochondrial. The record is from RefSeq and is a predicted model, not a curated record. NCBI's taxonomy places the organism in Eukaryota, Metazoa, Arthropoda, Insecta, Diptera, Culicidae.